CUGACAGCCUAUGUGGGACUCUCACAGAGCUCAGAUCAAGCCUCUGCCCUGAACUUCUGGAGCGUGGCAGCCAAGUUCACCCACGGAGAUGUGGUCACUCAGCUCAAGUCUCUGGCCCAGAUUGCCACCGAUGUCGGCCUCUGUCGGGCGUGGGUGAGGCUGGCCCUCAAUGACGGACUUAUGGAGAGUUAUCUACACUCCAUGGUGGUGGAUGUGAAGACACUCAAGUGAGUGGACAGUCUGUGCUUGGUGACUGUGUGUGUCAAGCUG
Aplysia californica (California sea hare) is the source of this 270-nucleotide messenger RNA. Its product is annotated as pleckstrin homology domain-containing family M member 1-like. Lineage: Eukaryota; Metazoa; Mollusca; Gastropoda; Aplysiida; Aplysiidae. The record is from RefSeq and is a predicted model, not a curated record. The annotation marks the transcript as partial. The transcript has 3 exons.